AUGAUCCUCCAUGUGAAAUUCGCCCUGUACGCGCUGCUCAGCUCGGCAAUGGCCGCGUACAUGGUGUACGACGCGCUGUUGGAGCGGCCGAACUACUACUCGGCCGGAAUGAAGAUGUGUCGCGGGCCUCAUUUGAUGGCCAUAGGCAACUGGCUUCUUGUCAUGGCAAUCACCGUGGGGAAACUGCUUCAGGUGCUUCUGUUUGGCGAGCUGCGAAUCAUCGAGAUGGAACAUAUCUACGAACGGUCCUGGUUCAUGAUCACAAACAUGCUCAUGACUGUGGCCGUGCACCGCAAGGAGAACACUUUGCUGUUGGGAGUGCUGGCCAGCGGCCUGUUGUUUAUGAAAUGUUUCCAUUGGAUCCUCGAAGACCGUCUAGAGAUGCUCAUCCAGCAAAAAAGAACCCUCCGCAGCACCGUCUUCAAUAGAAACAUCGCCGUGCUGGUCCUGUUCAUAUACCUCGACAACAAGAUCGUCAGGUCCUGCAUCAACCGGUCGUUUAUCCACUCGGCCGACGUGUUUCUGAUCUUCGGGCUCGACUUCUUCGUGGUGUACCUCAACAUCCUGGAUUCAACAUGGAAUUUUGCAUUAAACCUGAUAGAACUGAUCUAUCUGAACCGGAACCCAGAAGAAGACGCGUGGGAGUCCAAAAUCUGGCUGUCCAAGAUCGGGUCCUUCAUUCUGAAUCUCAUCAAGGGAGUCUCUGUGCUGUUCCUCUUUGUCGGACUCAUCUACGCACACCGGUUGCCUGUCAACUUUGCAAGAGACAUGUACACCUCAAUUGCCCGGCUCGUGAAACAGUUCAAGGACAUCCUGUACCUGGUGAAGGCUGCCAGAAACCUCAAGAACAACGUCCUCAAUGCCUCCGAGUCCGAUCUCGAACGGGACGAUAUCUGCAUUAUCUGCAGAGACGAUAUGGAAAUUAUAGCUGAUAAGAACCAUCGAAUGGCGCCGAAAAAACUCCACUGUGGCCACGUUCUACAUUACGGAUGCCUGAAAAGCUGGCUUGGACGGUCUCAUGUUUGUCCUACCUGUCGCCGGAACGUGUUUGAAGACCGUCCGAAACAGAAGGAGAAAACAACCAUCAAUAUACCACGAAACGCGUUCAUUCCGCCGGACUGGACCGUGUUACCGGCCACCCGCGCAGGAAGCAACUCCUACACCAUCCAGGUCAACAGCCAGACGGUCGCUCAGCUACGGACACGUACUCAAAUAGAAUAA
Molecule: messenger RNA, 1221 nt
Organism: Ogataea philodendri
Lineage: Eukaryota; Fungi; Ascomycota; Pichiomycetes; Pichiales; Pichiaceae
Exons: 1
Coding region: 1-1221 (406 amino acids)
Cellular component (GO): cytoplasm
Source: RefSeq, a predicted model, not a curated record